Messenger RNA from Dioszegia hungarica, 963 nucleotides. RefSeq lists its product as uncharacterized. The coding region runs from base 1 to 963 and encodes 320 amino acids. NCBI's taxonomy places the organism in Eukaryota, Fungi, Basidiomycota, Tremellomycetes, Tremellales, Bulleribasidiaceae. The transcript is spliced from 5 exons. The record is from RefSeq and is a predicted model, not a curated record.
AUGUCCCGCCCAGACAACUCGCUCACACCAGCGUCGUUCGAGCUACCGGACGAUAUAGAUGACGAGCCCACGACAUCGUUUCUCAGCGUAAACAAUGGGAACCCGAAUCAACCCCAGCCGUCCCGCUCGCCGUAUCAUCUGCCCACCUCAGAAAAGCUUCGCGGGCUGGCAAAUAGGAUCAUCUUCAGCCGGUACUAUGUGCUGUUCUAUUUCGUGAUGAUGAGUCUGAGUAUGGUCACUGUGGUCAUGAGCUUGAUGGCAAGACGUGAGUUGUCAAUUCUGCUGGAUCUCAUCCCCCACGUCCGACUCCCGCUGUGCGCAGCAGCCCAGGCAGAUGGAUGCCCGUCAAUAACGUGGCAUAUCCUCGAAAUCGUCAUCAAUGCUCUGAUGGUUAUCGAGGUCGGGACAAGAUGGAUCGCAUACGGCAAGAAAUACCCUAUGACCCCCUUAAACGUCAUCGACCUCCUCCUUGUCCUAUUCUGCUCCAUCACGCUCAUUGUGGUCUUUACAAGCCCUUGCUCUGAUAGCUCCAUGUCUGAGGAGAAUCUGGACAUGAUCUUGCUCGUUAUAAGGAACGGGGUACAGUUCCUCCGCAUUGUCAACAUCUUGAGAAGAUCCGGCCACUCCAUCUUCAAUCCCCCAAAACCAAUCGAUCUCUCCCAAGCCCGCCCCGACGCACUCGACAUGGACCUGGAUUUCUCCGACGAAGAAGCAGCCGCCGAGCGUACGCUCGACAGCCGAUCUGCACCUAUCUUGCCUCUUCACAGCAACGGACGGAGAACGCUGGCAGGUGGCGGAAGGUAUGAGCCGUUAUAUGCGGAUGAGCCGGAUCGGGAUCGGGGCAGUAGGGGAUCAAGCGGUGAUAGGGAGCAGCCAGCCAGGCAGGGUGUCACGGUCAGGCCGGGGCAGGGGAGGGAGGAGUUGACGGAGGAGGAUCAGGAUGCUUGGGAUCGCCUAGGUUAG